Linum trigynum is the source of this 366-nucleotide messenger RNA. NCBI's taxonomy places the organism in Eukaryota, Viridiplantae, Streptophyta, Magnoliopsida, Malpighiales, Linaceae. The record is from the annotation of a GenBank genome assembly.
AUGAGUGUGAAGGCUUCGACGAGGUAUGGGAGGAGAGGUGUCUGCCACGUCCCCAAUACCAGGAAUCUCGUCUGCGGCAACAAGAGACUCAUGGGAUUCCUCAUGCACGUGUACCUGCAUGGUAGAGUGGGAUGCAUCUUGGUCAUGCACAAAGGAGGAGACGUCAUUAUCACGUGGUCUUGGUGGAGGUCUGGCCGUCUCUGUGGACUCAUCAUCAACUUCCAAAUCCUCCUCGUGCGCCACUCUAUGCACAACAAGGGGGUCAAGUGGAAGCUCCCCGCAAGAGUAGUAGUGGGGAAUGAUGAUGAUGAUGAAGGAGCAACAUCAUUGGUCGUGCGGAACGGGAACUCACUUUCCUCAAAGUGA